AUGCCAAGGAGUAUGGAUGUACGCUUGCGCAAAUGCGCAGCCUUAUGGAGGCACGUGGAGCUGAGGCUAUCGUCAGGAUCUUGCUGGACCAUCGGACCUAAUCACUGGAUUUUCUUGCAGUUAUCGACAGAACAUGACGGUGUCGAAGGUCUAUGCCAAAAAUUGAAAGUAGACCCGGUACGUGGUCUACCGAACAACCCAGCCGAGCUUGAUCGUCGUCGUGCGGCGUUCGGAGCCAACACAAUCCCACCAGCAAAAAGUAAAAGCUUUGCACGUCUUGUUUUCGAUGCCUGUCGUGACCCAACGCUAAUUAUUCUUGUUGUAUCUGGCUUUGUAAAUUUGGCGCUCUCUUUUUACGAACCUGAAAUGGAAAGUCCCGUUGACGAAGAUUUGCUCACAACAACCGCUGCUUCAAUUGUUGGCGGAUUUUUCUCGAACAUUACACUAGGACAUAUUCUGCUCAACUCUACCCUUUCUCUUGAUGCAACUACAGCCAAACCACCGACGGAAGGACAUGGAACGGCUUGGAUAGAAGGUGUCGCGAUUCUGCUUUGUGUGGUUGUGGUCGUUUUGGUAACAGCCGGUAACGACUACUCCAAAGAGCGGCAAUUUCGAAGUCUACAGGAAAAAAUCGAAACCGGACAGAAAUUCUCAGUGAUUCGUGAUGGUGAAGCAAUCGAUGUACCCGUAUCGGACUUGGUAGUCGGUGACAUAGCCCGUGUAAAAUAUGGAGACCUUCUGCCGGCUGAUGGCUUCCUACUUCAAGCCAACGACCUUAAGAUCGACGAGUCAUCGCUUACGGGUGAAUCGGAUCACAUCAAGAAAUCUGUGGAAUCGGAUCCUGUACUGUUAUCAGGCAAGUCUAUGGUCGUUGGACAUUAUAGGAAACCUUCUCACCAAUCAGUGCUUUACCAAAAUGUUUUCCAUUCAGGUACCUACGCAAUGGAAGGUUCCGGCAAAAUGGUACUGACAGCUGUCGGAGUCAACUCCCAGACCGGUAUCAUCAUGACACUUCUUGGUGCCGGCAAACCUGGUGUUCAGGGCGCUGAUGACAGUUCAUCUUCAUCAUCAUCGAGCUCAUCCACUUCUUCGUCGAGCUCGGAUAAGUCAUCCUCGUCCAGUUCAACAAAUUCAUCCGACGAUGAUGACAGUCUUUCGGCGAAGUCCGUUCUACAGUCAAAACUAUCUCAUUUGGCGUUACAAAUUAUCUACUGCGGAACCACUGUCGCAGCUAUCGCCUUAAUCGUGUUGAUUACGAGAUUCUGUAUUGAGCACUAUGUUCGUGAUGCAAUCCCAUUCAGCAUAGCCGAUAUCCAGAUGUUCGUCAAAUUUUUCAUCAUAGCCGUUACUAUCCUGGUAAUAUCGAUCCCCGAAGGUCUCCCAUUGGCCAUCGCUUUAGCAUUGACGUAUUCCGUUAAAAAGAUGAUGCAUGACAAUAAUCUCGUACGUCACUUGGACGCAUGUGAAACGAUGGGAAAUGCGACGUCGAUCUGUUCGGAUAAGACUGGAACUCUGACCACAAAUCGGAUGACCGUCGUCGAUUCCUACAUCAACGGUAACCACUAUGAGGGACAAGACAACCAACCGCAUGGGAGCGCUCUUCCUGGCAACACGACUCAUCUGAUAUGUGAAGCGAUAUCUGUCAACAGGCUCUUUCAGGUGUAUACGUUCAAUUCUUCCCGUAAAUGUAUGAUGACCGUCAUUAAUCUGUUCGAAAACGGUGUCAAUGUCGGUUAUCGCGUCUACUGCAAAGGAGCCAGUGAGAUCAUUCUAGGACGAUGUGCUUACCUGAUCGGAUCCGAUGGAAAGCCACAUCAAUUCUCAGCUGAUCGAUUGAAGGAGAUCACGGCUACUGUAAUUUCACCAAUGGCCAAUAACGGAUUACGAACGAUCUGCGUCGCUUAUAAGGACUAUAUUCGCAAAGGUGUACGACAAGUCGAUCGAACGGAGGUCGAAUUCGAAAACGAUUCUUCUAUUGAUUGGAAUGACGAGCAGGAUAUAUCAAGGAAUUUUGUUGGUAUUGCUAUAUUAGGUAUUCAGGACCCUGUCAGACCUGAAGUACCAGCAGCUAUUGAAAAAUGCAAAAGAGCUGGUAUUACCGUGCGUAUGGUCACCGGGGAUAACAUCAAUACUGCCAGGGCUAUCGCAAUGUCGUGUCGAAUUCUCCAACCCGGUGAGGACUUUUUAGCGCUCGAAGGCAAGGAGUUCAACGAGAGAAUUCGUGGCCCAGACGGGAAAGUAUCGCAGGCAAAACUUGAUGAGAUCUGGCCUCGUCUUCGUGUGUUGGCUCGAGCUCAACCGGCUGACAAAUACACCUUGGUCAAAGGUAUCAUCGAUAGCAAGGCUACACCACAGAGGGAAAUUGUCGCUGUGACCGGAGACGGUACCAAUGAUGGUCCAGCUCUUAAGAAAGCUGAUGUCGGAUUCGCUAUGGGUAUCGCUGGAACCGAUGUUGCUAAAGAAGCUUCGGAUAUCAUACUUACUGACGACAACUUUACUUCGAUCGUUAAGGCUGUUAUGUGGGGUCGUAACGUCUACGAUUCGAUAUCGAAAUUUCUGCAAUUCCAACUGACUGUCAACGUCGUUGCAGUGCUUACCGCAUUCAUUGGAGCUGUCACAGUGUCCGAUUCGCCAUUAAAGGCAGUUCAUAUGCUUUGGAUAAACCUGAUCAUGGACACCUUAGCAUCAUUAGCUCUGGCCACCGAAGUCCCUACCGAUGAAUUGCUGAAUCGCAAGCCAUAUGGAAGGAAAAAAUCUCUCAUCUCCCGGACCAUGGUUAAGAAUAUUCUCUGUCAUGCUCUGUACCAAUUAUUGAUUCUGUUCACAAUCUUCUACUACGGAGAUCGUAUUUUCGGCAUCAAAUCAGGACUUUAUGCCCCACUUUUCGCUCCACCUUCUCAGCAUUUCACUAUUGUCUUCAAUGCAUUCGUAAUGAUGACUCUAUUCAACGAGGUCAACGCCAGAAAAGUCCACGGCGAACGCAACGUUUUCAAGGGUCUUGCCAGUAAUCGAGUAUUUUGUGUGAUUUGGAUAUCGACAUUUAUCGGCCAAAUUCUUAUCACACAAUUCGGAGCGGCAUGGUUCUCUACAGCUCCUCUGACCAUGAAUCAGUGGAUCGUCUGCCUAGCACUGGGCGUGUCAACCCUUCUUUGGGGUCAGGUUGUGGCCACGAUCCCAAGUAAGAAACUGCCCAAGACCUGGAAGGUUGGACGUGGCGAGGUAGAACCAUCAAAGAUUCACAUCAACGGUGACUACAAUGUACGUACUAGAUCACGAGCUUUAACUGUACGUCGUAGUGGAAAAUCGUUAUGGAUGAGAGGAAUGUUCCUCAUGGGACAACACCUUCGUACAAUUCGUGCAUUCCAAAUGCGUGACAGGAACUUUGGCAAAACUGCACCCACGAUGACAGCCGAAGCAGCGGAAAGGUGGCGAUCCAGCUAUCGCAAGUACCGCCAUCAAAAACAUCAAGAAAAAAGUAGGAUCGUCUUAUUGAUUUAUUGA
Messenger RNA from Haemonchus placei, 3501 nucleotides. The record is from the annotation of a GenBank genome assembly. NCBI's taxonomy places the organism in Eukaryota, Metazoa, Nematoda, Chromadorea, Rhabditida, Trichostrongylidae.